This is a messenger RNA of Cucurbita moschata (crookneck pumpkin), 8416 nucleotides long. RefSeq lists its product as uncharacterized. The record is from RefSeq and is a predicted model, not a curated record. Bases 542 to 7900 code for a protein of 2452 amino acids. Gene Ontology annotation, cellular component: nucleolus. NCBI's taxonomy places the organism in Eukaryota, Viridiplantae, Streptophyta, Magnoliopsida, Cucurbitales, Cucurbitaceae. The transcript has 16 exons. Gene Ontology annotation, biological process: maturation of LSU-rRNA from tricistronic rRNA transcript (SSU-rRNA, 5.8S rRNA, LSU-rRNA); maturation of 5.8S rRNA from tricistronic rRNA transcript (SSU-rRNA, 5.8S rRNA, LSU-rRNA).
GAAUAAAAUAGAGAGAGAGAAACCCUGCCUAAACCCUUUUCCUCUCACUCUCACGUGCUCCACCCUCCUUCACGCCGGCUCCUCCAACUUUCAGCAGCGCCGUGUCGCCGUCGCCACUGCCGCGUCUCUCCCGUUUAGUGCCGCCGCCGCCGCUUCCCUCUUAGCGGUUAAACAGCUGCUCUCUUCUCAGCUCUAUCCAUAGUUGCGUCACCUGACAAUCAACCAGAGGUUUCUUAGUCCACUGGAUAAUCUCACUAUUUCUCUAUUCCCUGUCUCCCCCUCUAUGCUAUAAGCUACUCAAGCAGAUUUGGUUCUUUAGACUUACCGGCAAGGUAGGCAAGGGAUUUUUUUAUGGGUUGUGGCUGCUUGUAUAUGCCCUUUAUUUGGCGAUGGUGUUAUCUAAAAGCAGUUGAUGCAAGGGUGUGAUUAUGGAGGAUUAGAACUUAUCGACGAGCGUCAAGGAGAUAGGAACUCCACACCUGGGUUUAAGGUUCUCCUUGGAAACUGACAAGGACUAGACACUCAUUCAAACUUGGGUCUUAUGGAUACGAUAAAUGCAAACCUUGAAGCUAAGCUCAAAGAGCUACUAUUUAAAAUUAACUCUUUGGAGAUUAAGAUAUGCUCAGAUGCUACGAAAGAGUUCAUAAAGUUAUUAAAAGGGGAGAUUGGGUGUAAGUUGCUCCAUUUAUAUGCAAAGACUUCUCCCAAGUGCUCAGAACUUUUAGAUGCCUGGAAGCUCCAACGGGGGAAGGCUGGAAUGCGGUAUAUAUUUUCAUUGGUUUCUGCCAUUUUGAGUCAUCCUGAUGGAAUUUACAGCCUUAAUGACUUGGAGAGAAUAUCAACUAGUCGUGUUCUUGACAUGAUGGCCCGAUCACUUGUUGAAGAAUGCUUGGGAGACAUAAAUAGUGAACUAGGUUCCCAAGAGUUAAAGCACAAAAAUGCAGCUCUAUUGUUGAUGUCUUCCAUUGUUCGGCGUGGUUCACGUUUGGCUUCAGGAGUUGCAAAGAACUUUGAUUUUAAACUUCGUGCAUUUUCCAAGCUGACAGAAUUUAGACAGAAGCCAAAUCAGAAAGGAUCAAAGCAAUCGUCAAGAAAGUUGUUUAUUGGGUUUGCUAUGUCAUUUUUGGAGGUGGGGAAGCCUGAACUGUUGAGGUGGGUCUUGCAGCAAAGGGAAAUGUAUUCUGGUGUGCUUCGUGGACUGGCAAAUGAUGAUGAAGUGACUAUUAUUUAUGUUUUAUCCACAUUGAGGGACAAGGUCCUUGUUGAGGAGUCACUGGUACCUCCAGGUCUUCGAAGUGUGCUUUUUGGAAGUGUUACUUUGGAACAAUUGGCCACCAUAUGUGGAAGAGAGAAUGGUGGUCCUGCUGCAGAGGUGGCUUACCAGGUUUUAACUAUGGUUUGUACUGACCCGUGUAAUGGGUUAAUGCCAGAUCUGAAACGAUGUCCAAAUCCCUUAAAAGGUAAUCCAAAGCGACUAAUGGACCUCAUGAAGAAGUUAAAAGCAACUGGAGUUAUUUAUCAUAGAGACUUGCUUUUGGCAAUUAUUAGGGGGCAGCCAACUUUCUGUUCAACUUACUUGGAGGAAUUUCCUUACAACCUUGAAGACUUUUUAUCACCUACCUGGUUUUCUGUGGUUUCUCUGACAGUUAAGUUGGUUUCUUCUGUAAGCAAUGGCCUGUCUAUUGGAUCUAUUGAUUCUCAAUCAGAUGAUACUACUUCAUUGGACAAUGCUUGUGUAAAAAACAUUAUAAGGUGUCUCUCUUCUCGGCCAUUUAGUCGAUCAGUAAUCAACAAAGGUUUGCUUCACUCAAAUAUUCUUGUAAAGCAUGGCACUCUACGACUUCUACUUGAUGCAUUGAAGAUGGUCAAUUCUUUUUUUGAUGUUUUAAACCAAGCAUCUUCUGGCAAUAAGCAAAAGAUGUUGUAUUGGCUGUCUCUAAAGCAGGAAUUGCAGAAUGAAGUUCAAACUUUGCUCCCUGAUUCACAAGUGCUACUUACUCUACUUUCUUCAUUCGCUAGCCAAUCUAGAGUUCAAGCAGUUAAUUUGAAAAGGGCCUCUGGUCUGGAAUGCAGCUUCCAUGGUGUUAAAAGGUUAAAAACAACUUCGCCAGAUCAUGACACUGAUAUUGUUGUUAGUGGAAUUGUGUCAGCUCCAGAUAUUGAUGAAAAAAUGAUGGAUGUCUGUUCGGUAGAGACAUCAGAGAAGGAAAGAGAACUCAUGAUUUCUAUUGCUGAACUAUGGGAUUUGGAUCCAUUGUCAACUCUUGUUGAAGUGAAUGACGUAGAGAUGUACUUCCACUCAAAGAUAUUGGAUGCUCUUACAAUUUAUCAUCAAAGAUUGCCACAUACUUUGGAGGGAUCGUUUGAAUUUUUCAUCAGUCUUCUUGGAAAUUCUUUACUAUUGCCCACUAUUGUGCAGCAUUCUUUGCUGUCCUUGCUGAUUGAAUACGUUCCAUCAUCAUCAAUGAGUUCAACGCACUUUAGAACUCCACCAGGGAUGUACAAGCAUCUGCAUUCAUUUAUGAGCUUGUUCAUUCAUUCACCGGACAGGGACAUAAAGAAAAAGGCAUACUAUCUGGCCCAAGCUUCUAUUCUAAGUACUGGUGCUCUUGACCAAAAUGUGUAUGAAGUUGGAUCAUGGUUUUUAUUUUUAGUGAAUCAUGAUCAACGAACAUCUCUUAUGGAACUUGAGACAGAAAGUUCAGAGAAUCUAAUUUAUACAGUAAUUUCAUUCUUAUGUGAUGCCAUUUCCACUGUGGGGAAUAACUUGUUCAAAUAUUGGGGUAUUGUGAAGAGUUACAUCAGCAAUUUAAAAGAUGCCAAAGAUGUCUCACCAAAGUUCAGCCCAAUCAUCGUAUGUGUUCUGCAGAAGUGUCUAAGGUUGCUCAGCUCGGAAUCUGUAGCCUUCACCCAGCUUGAGAAAGCAGUUAUAUCUAAUUAUGUGAGCAGUACGCUAAAGUAUCUCUUGCAGACUCAGGUUGAUGCUCUGUUACUGGCUUCAGUGAUUGAAUCUAUCUUGUCUGAGGUAUUUGAUGACCAUGGUCCUUUGGAUGUGGAAUCUGGAAGUUCUAACUGUGAGUGGAGACCAUUGAAAAAUUUAUUAUUCUUCUCCCGCAGAAUGUCUACUACGCAUAAUGAGGAUGUUUUUGCUGGUCAUUGUCAUUUAAUGAAUGAUGAAGAAAAAAUUUGUAACAUGGAGUUCGAUAAAAUUGAAGCAUACUCCACUGGGUUUUCUACCAUUUUGAAGAGAACACCUUUUCAUGUUCUAUUUCCUGUAAUCAUGUGCGCUCGUGGUCCCAGUUCUCUUACACUUCCGAAGAUACAAGAUUUGCUUCUGCUAAAACUAAAUGAGUUGACAUUUGAUGACCUUCUAUUAUCGUAUCUAAGGCUUGUCCUAUUUUGGGCCUAUCAGAUACGAAUCUCUUAUAGAUUUAAGCCUAUAGUUGAACUUGAGCAGCUUUCCCAAAUUUGCUUUAUGCUUCUUCAGAACACCUUAGCUAAGCUGCUAGCUUCAAUAACUCAUUCUGGCACUGCUGGAGAUUACAAGGGCUCUCUGUUAAGGCUAGAGGUCCAAGAUGUAGCAGAAACCAUAUUCUCUCAUCCUGCUGUAGUAUCAUCCCUGUCCUGUCCCCUAAACUGUCCAGGGGACUUGAUGAAUGAUGCUAUUAAUUUAAAUUUGGAAUCUUUGGUUCAGUUGUCUGGGAAGAGUGUUAACACAUUAGAUCGUCACAUUGUCAACUUAUUGACCACUUCUUGUGAGUAUUUUAUAACCUCCUGUGAUGGCCUAGAUUCAACAUUCAGAGAGAUACUGAAGACUUUUAAGGUUCUCAUACAGAAGCUAUUUUCUGAGUUCAGGGACCGUUUUGAUCUCUUUAUUGAUACAAUGGACCUGAUACCACUUCUGCCCCCGUUUUUUGCUUUACAUGCUUUAAAUCAUUUUAUACCUCCUUUUGAUCUUCUUGAAUUAGCGACUUGGAUAUUCAAUAGAGUAGACAUAAAGGACUUGGCAGUACAGAAAUCUGAGAUGGCCCAAAUUCAUGGGCUAUCAUUUGGAUUUGGCAUUGCUGUCAUUUCUUUAAGAAAGGCCACAGGCUUUUUGCAGUUACCACUCUCUAGAAGAUUACAGUACAAUUUAUUCUGGGAAAUGGAUGAGAAGAAUGCAUGUAAAAUCAUUGAUGAAAUUUACACUAAAACAAAAGUAUUUGCAAUACAUCACAAGUCAGAGUUUGCAGAUACAUGCUUGCUUGAAGUGGUUAAGACUAUUUGUGCAAAAAAAUCCAUGCUAUGUGAUUAUUUUGAUCAAAUACAUUUAGCAAUGUUCAGAUUUAUAGUGAACUUAUCAAGUGAGUUGGUUUCUUAUUGCGUCUAUAGGACCAAUAAAGAAAAGGCUAAAUUGUUGUUUAUUCUUACUGAGGCUAGCUCCUUGCAUCUUUCAAUCUUUGGUCUCUUCAUUGUGGAUGUUAUGAACAAGAAUUCCAUGGACAUUGAGAGGGAAGAUACUUUGAACUUCCAUUUUUCUGAUGAGGAAUUUUUUAUGCUCCUGCCUACUUCUCUGUCAUACUUGAAUUCAAUUGAUGUGAAGUUUGGAAAAAAUUGCUGGUAUAAUUUCAAAAGCUUCUCUUCAGUAUAUUCAAGAAUUCUGUUUAAAGGUUUACGUAAAUGGAAGAGAUUCGUGACCAAAACUAUUUUCUAUGAAGAAUUUGGUGAUUUAGUUCCAUCAUCCACUCAAGAAUUUAUUGAUCUUGUUAAUGACAGUCUCCUUGGAAAAGCAGUGAGUAUGCUAAGGCACCACUUUGCAUUUAGUGGAGAUCUGGUGACAGUGAAGAAGCGAUUGAAAUUAUUUAGUUGCCUUAUUCCAGCUUCUUGUUCAACUGAUGAAGUUUUAGAAUUUGAGGUUGAUGAACUUGAUUCUUAUUCACCCAGUCAGAUAUUAAAUUUUCUCAACAAGGUUGUUGCGAAGAUAUCAUUUUGUAGGGUGUUGCUAUUUCCAGAAAGCUGCAGCAUUCAGUCUUUGCCAAAAGAAGACACGAAGUCAUCAGAAUAUUCUUCAGCAAGGUCAGAUGAAGAAGAAUCCUCAAGGUUGCAGUACUUGAGUAUUUUGGUGAACAUCUGGCAGUGGAUUGUGAAAAGAUUUUCUUUUAUCUCCGAUAUUCAAGAAAAACAAAUGGACAACUCAAGAUUAUUCAGAUACUUGGAGCUUUUCAUACUGAACAAUAUUCUUGAAUUAAGCACAGAAAUGCAUGAUGCGCUUGUCAAAUUAUUAUCCAUCCCCUUUCUAGAGCAAUUAAUGAGAUUUUCCCUCUUAUAUAGGUUUGAGGAUCCAACAACAUUGAAUAUUCUUUAUAGCAUUCUAAAUUUGUUGUCUGAUGGAAGGUUUGCAGAAGAUGUAUAUUUGCAGCUGCUGCUUGCGCACUCCCAGUUUGCUCCCACUAUCCAUUCAGCUCCAAAACCAUCUCAUUCGAUUGAAACUUUUUUGAGGCCAAUGUCCAGCAUACUAAGAUCACUUGUCAUACCUUCAACUAAUCAUUUGGAAUCUAAUUGGCACGAAGAUUCAAGAACCACUCAGGUAGACUUGAAACGCUUGGUAAUUGUUAAGAUUGUUCAUUUACUUGUGCACAAGCAGGUAUGUCAAGGUGGUUAUGGAAAAGAUGAUACUGUAAAUUUCAAAGAACUGCAUUCACUGCUUCUGUCUUCUUAUGGUGCCACUAUCAGUGAAACUGACUCUGCUAUCUUAAAGACAUUAAAUGACAUUGAAACUAUAGUUGGAUCAGAUGUGAAAAAUCUAGUCCAAAUGGAUUUUUUAUGGGGAAAUGCUGUAUCGAGAGUUUCAAAAGAACGGCUUCUAGAGCAGGAAUCUUCUUCAAAUAUCGGGAAUGAUGCUGAAGUUCACAAACAGUGCCGCAAAAAUCAGUUUAGAGAAAAUAUUCCUGUCGAUCCCAGAAUAUGUGUGUCCACAGUGCUAUGCUUUCCUCCUGAUAGAACUGAAUUGGAUGACGGACUACACAUGAAGAAGUAUCAAAUAAAGAAUCUAGAUGAUCUCAUUAAGGGAAAUUUUCACGGUACUGAACCUGAACAAUAUGAUCCAGUUUAUGUCUUGCGGUUCUCAAUUCAUGCUCUGUCAAUUGGUUACAUCGAAGCUUUGGAAUUUGCUUCGAUGGGUUUGCUUGCAAUUGCAUUUGUUAGCUUGUCUUCAGCUAAUGAAACAUUAAGAAAAUUAGGCUAUGAAACUCUUGGGGCACUAAAAGACGCAUUGGAGAAUGGUAAGCGGAGAAAGGGUACCAUGAGACUACGGCUCCUCUUAACAUAUGUGCAAAAUGGCAUUGAAGAGCCAUGGCAGAGAAUUCCUUCCAUCACUGCGCUUUUUGCUGCAGAGGCAUCGUUUAUUUUGUUGGAACAAUCCCAUCAUCAUUAUGCAGCAUUAAGUAAAUUUUUGGUGCGAUCUUCCAGGAUGAAUAGGAAGUCGGUUCCUUUGUUUAAGAAUUUUCUCUGGAGCAGCUCCGUAAACUUCAAAUCUGAAAGGUUAUGGAUGUUGCGCCUACUUUAUGUGGGGAUUAAUGUUGAUGAUGAUGCCCGGUUAUAUAUCAAAAGCUCAAUUCACGAGGAUCUGCAGAGCUUUUAUGUUUCCUCUCUUUCAGAUAAUGAAUCUAAGGAGCUUAUCCUUCAGGUAAUGAAGAAGUCUGUUAAGUUGCAACGGAUGGCAUUUUAUUUGGUGGAACAUGGUCUAUUUUCAUGGUUAUGCUCUAUCAUUUCAACCUCUAGCAGGAGACUUAAUGAAGAUCAGAAAUCCUUUUUUGCAAAGCAGCUGAACUUGGUAUUAGAGGUUGUAAAUAAUGUCAUUUCAUUCAGAAACAUCUGUGAAUGGUUGCAAAAAGAUGCCCUUGAGCAGCUAAUGGAAUUUUCAUCUUACCUUUUCAAACUCUUGCUUGGUGGUGAGGAAUCGCUAAUAGAAGGGGCACUAGUUAAUCGAAUGUUGCAGAUAAUAACAUCCGUGCUCAGAAUAUCACAGAAAAGAAAAGUUUACCAGCCCCAUUAUACGUUGUCAAUUGAGGGCUUGUUUCACAUUUAUCAGGCGGUUCACAGAUUAGAUCGUACAAGACUGGGUUCAAAUUCAGCUACUGGGCUCAAAUUGAUACUCAUGAACAUUCCACAGAAAACGCUUCUAAGCGUGGGUCUAAAGAAGUGCUCAGAUUUUCUUUCAUGGGCAAUUUCCACCGCUUUAGAGUCUGAUUCUAGAAUGAUAGACAAAGAAUCUCAUUUGGGUUUAAUGAGUGAAUCUGAUGAAGAGCAUUUUGACGAAUCCUUGACAUCAAAGCUUCUACGUUGGUUAUCUGCUUCUGUAAUUUUUGGAAGGAUUUCUUGGAAGCUUGAUAGUUUGAACCUUGCCACUACAGAAAAACCGAGUGCUGAAACACUCUACUCUUUAUUAGAACAUGUUAAAAAUACGGGUGAUGACAGUAGUCUACAUGAAUUUGGUUGUGAGGAGCUCUUAGCCGCAAAUAUUUUCUAUCUCCAACAACAUCUUAAGAGUAGUUUCAUGGUGCUCCCGGUGGUGAUAUCUGCCCUUUGUCUCCUCCUUUUGGAUGCUCUCAUUUCUGCAGGUCUCUUUCAUAGUCAUGGAGCUGAUUUGGCACAACUGUUGUCAAAGAUACGUUGCCCUGAAGAAGUAAAUCCUGCAUGGAGAUGGACGUUCUACCAACCAUGGAAAGAUUAUAGUUUAGAAUUGACAGAUUUGCAGAAGAUUGAUGAAGUCCAUGCUUGUCAAACUCUUCAAGUAGUUAUCUCAAACAUUCUUAGUAAGAAGCCUCUUGAUCCUCAAUCUUUGUUACCUCAAGAUACUGAGAUUUCUCGAGUAUUCGAGUGGGAGAGAAAUCUCGUAAGAACGCAAAAUUCAAAUCCUUAACAAAAAAAGGUCAGUUUUCAUUUGAAUCAGUGGCUCGUUUUUGUAUACAUAGAUAGAUAAAGUUAGUGUUGAUCAUUGAUCUGGGGAGAGUAGGAAAAUAGAUCUGCGUAUCUGAUUUAGAUCUAUAUAGUCGAUACGAAACAAGAAAAGAAAAAAGUAGAUUUUUUUGAUAAAUUCCAACAUAAAUGCUCUGCUGUUGAAGAGAAGACGCGGGGAAGACAUAUAUUCUUGACUAAGAGGUCAUGGAUCUGAAUCUCGACACUAGAAUGCCCAACUUUAGUUAACGAUAGUGAAGGAUCAGUCAACAAGGUUUCGUUAGUAUAGGACUAGUACCUCUUAUGGUCGGUGUUUACUCUUAUCUUGACAUUUCUUUUUUGAAAUGCCACAUUUUGAUAGAAUUUGAUUAAUGAUCGCAUUGUGUAAUUGUCAAAUUAGUGUUUAUGAGUCUUUGUUGUAAUAUUUGAAAAGUUCUUUCACUAAAUAGAGAUCUACUGAACUUCUCAGUCUAUUUUCUAA